AUGGCCGACUCGCUCGACUCGAUAGUAAAGGGCGCUCCGGUGGCAUUGCCCGGGCGGGACAUUUCCAAGGCUGUUGGCGGCACCAGCCCUAUCGCCUCGUCGACGGGCAAGGCUGGCGAUCCCCUCAGCCACACGCCGAGUUCGCCGUCCAUGAUCUACCUCAACUUGCUCAUACUCGAGGCCUCGCUGCGCGCACAGUAUCUCGAGCUCCGUGCACGACGUCGCCAUCAUACCUUUUUCUUGUCACUGCUGUCGCUGUGGACUGUCGGCUUCGGAUAUGCUCUCUUCCUGGCGCCGCGCGAGGACGGGAGCGGCGUAGGCGGCAGCGUGUACUGGGUAGUUGAGACAACUGAGAGGAUGUGCUUCUUGGGAGGCAUCGUGACCGGCCUAUUGGUGUGGGCUACGGGCAUCUGGGAGCGAGGCGUGCGCUGGCCGCGCCGCUGGUUUGCCAUGUCCAACCGUGGCUUGAGGGGCUUCAACUGCAAGCUCGUCGUGAUGAAGCGCCCGUGGUGGAAGGAGGCACUCUCGACCAUUGGGUGGUUUCUGACCUACGGCCUGUUAACCAGCUCGGGAUCGUCGUACCGAUACGUUGAUCCGGCUGUUCUGCGCGAGAUUGAUAAGGAGCUGAGCCUCGCAAGUCACAACCACCCUACGGUACAUGUUACCAACUGGGACGAAGAAAAGGGCGGGCACGAGGAGGAUCUGUCGCCGGGCGGCGACUACGUGAAGCUCCUGCUUCUUGCCAAGCCCUUCUCCCCGACCUUCCGCGAGAACUGGGAGCUGUUCCGAUCCGAGUACUGGGAGAAGGAGAACGAGCGCCGUGCGCUGCUUCGAUCGAAGCUCAAAGAGCGGGACCGCAAGUUGCGCAAAGAACACGGCGGGUGGUUCUGGUGGCUUCCCUGGUGGCGGUCGGUUGCCGAGAAGCCUCACAUAGUGCGGGCCGACCCAGAAAAGGCCCAUCACCCCCGUCACGCGGCUGUUGUGCAAGAACACAGGCGAACAAGGAGCAACAGCGUCCGGAGAGGAAGUAUGUCAAACACGUCGCGAAGCUCAACGCCAACGCUUGAAGCGGAAGAGCCUGGCAUCAUGCGCAGAUCCAGCACAGCAUCUAACGGGUCUGACAAGAAGCGGAAGAAACUGGGCUCGGCCACCAAAACCCGACCAAAAGUAGAAUCUCGGUCCGUCACACCAGACAUCCCGUCGCCGCUUGCUAAGGAGAGAAGUGCCGCCGAUGCUGCUGGCUCACCAGGCCCCGCAGCUCCAUGA
Molecule: messenger RNA, 1266 nt
Organism: Lasiosphaeria miniovina
Lineage: Eukaryota; Fungi; Ascomycota; Sordariomycetes; Sordariales; Lasiosphaeriaceae
Product: Spo7-like protein-domain-containing protein
Exons: 1
Coding region: 1-1266 (421 amino acids)
Biological process (GO): nuclear envelope organization
Cellular component (GO): membrane; Nem1-Spo7 phosphatase complex
Molecular function (GO): protein phosphatase regulator activity; phosphoprotein phosphatase activity
Source: RefSeq, a predicted model, not a curated record